GUUAUCUCGCGAUAAGUCUCGAUGCAUUCCGCAAUUAACGUCUCAAAAAACAGACAUUCGGCAAAGGUAUGAUGUACGUGUCGAUCGUGUACAAACACAUGCAAUGAGGUUAGGACGUGCGUGGCGCGCGAUUAGGUUAUGUCAGGUCGCCAAACGAGCGCGACACGGUAUAUUGUGUCUGCAGACGCGGAGCUGUCGAAUUAUGACAAUCGUUCCUGGAUUGCCAUCGGUUCUAUGGAGGGCUGUGCAUCUCACUCGGAACUUCAGUUGGGAUCGCGUGACACGUGACAUUUGGAGGUUCGGCCAGUACCGAGGGUACGGUAGGAGGUUCGAGGAACUCGACAAUACCGUGAAGAAGCCGCGGCCAAAGACGGUGCCAGUGCCAAAGAUCACCCUCGUGUCACCGGAUAACUCGAUCACCGUGACUGUAUUGGAGGAAGCCCAACGUUUGGCGAAGCGGCGGAACUUCACCCUCGUCAAGGUCAGUGACCUUGAGAACAAGACGCAGCGACCGCUUUACAAGCUGGUGAAUAGCACCGACAUCCUCGAGAAAACCGACACUAUUGAAGCGACUCAAGAUGCUGACGAAACUAUACAAAUCAAAUCGAAUAAAUAUACUAAAUUGCUCUAUGUGUCUGCGAAAAUUGCUGAGCAUGAUCUACGAACAAAGAUGAAGAACUUGGUGAAGCUUUUGAUUAAGGGGUACAAGACGAAAGUCAUCAUCACUUUGGAUGGCGUCGAAGGGCAAAAACGGAAGAUCGUCCGUCAUCAAAUAGCUCGAAGAAAUCUAUGACAAGUACUGGAAAUAAAAUCAAGAGUAAAAUUCCAACAACUCAUUUUGGACGGAAUGCCAUGCAAGUACGUUAAUUAUUUGACA
Molecule: messenger RNA, 877 nt
Organism: Pogonomyrmex barbatus (red harvester ant)
Lineage: Eukaryota; Metazoa; Arthropoda; Insecta; Hymenoptera; Formicidae
Product: mitochondrial translation initiation factor 3
Biological process (GO): mitochondrial translational initiation; ribosome disassembly
Cellular component (GO): mitochondrion
Molecular function (GO): ribosome binding; translation initiation factor activity
Source: RefSeq, a predicted model, not a curated record